Molecule: messenger RNA, 698 nt
Organism: Aquila chrysaetos chrysaetos
Lineage: Eukaryota; Metazoa; Chordata; Aves; Accipitriformes; Accipitridae
Gene: NDUFAF2
Product: NADH:ubiquinone oxidoreductase complex assembly factor 2
Exons: 4
Coding region: 81-596 (171 amino acids)
Biological process (GO): mitochondrial respiratory chain complex I assembly
Cellular component (GO): membrane
Source: RefSeq, a predicted model, not a curated record
GACGUGACGCAGCCCGCUGGCGGCGGGGCCCGGCGGCGGCGGCGGCGACCUUGGCGGCGGGAUCCCCGCGCCCCGCCGGGAUGAGCUGGGCCUGGCAGGCGCUGCGCGCCCUGCGCCUGCGCCUCCUCGGGCCCGCCAAGGAGCUGGUGGGCACCGACCAGUUCGGCAACAAGUACUACCGGGUGCCCAAGCACGAGACCCGCGCAGGGCAGAUUAUACAAGAAAGGAGAUUUGUAGAAGCAAUAAAUCGUCAAGCAUAUCAGUAUGAAAUGGGUGACUUUCCAAUAGAAUGGGAAGCAUGGAUAAGAAAAAAAAGAAAUGAUCCACCCACCAUUGAGGAGAUUCUUAAGAAUGAGAAUUAUAGAGAAGAAAUGAAACAGAAAAUCCAAGAUGUAUCCGAAAAGGAUAAGCUGCUUCAGGCCAAGGAAUACAAGGAGGGACUUGUUGCUGAACCAGCUCACACACAGGUUAAAGGCCACGCAUCUGCCCCUUACUAUGGAAAGAAAGAGCCUUCGCAAGAUCCAACCAGCACUGCAAAUACCUUUCAGCCAGGCUCCUGGAUGCCACCGGGCAGUGGUAGUAGUCAUAAUAAAUAAACAAUUGCAAUGUGCAGAUAUUGCUAAUGGAUAAAUAUUUUAACAGACAGCAUAAACAGCUGUUAUAUAUGAGUGAGUGUGCAAUAAAGUAAUAUUAAAGCA